CGGCUGUGCAACAUUUUCAGGAAAAGCCACAAUCCGCUUGGCGCUGCACCUGUAAGCCACAACAACAGCCACAACAACAACCAGAACAACAACAACAACGCCCACAUAAUGACCAUGAGUGUAAUUGGGAAUCGGGCUUCGUCACACAAGCUGCAAUUGUCGCUGCCACUGGCGGUGGUGGUGGUGGUGAUGAUGCUCCUGGUGGUGGUGCCCCUGCAGCCUUGCGAGAGCCGAUACCUGCCGACAAGGUCGCACGGCGACGAAUUGGAUAAAUUGCGUGAGCUGAUGCUGCAGAUUUUGGAGUUGAGCAAUGAGGAUCCACAGCAACAACAACAACAGCAACAACACCAAAUGCGUCUGCACAAUGAGGCCAACAAUCCGCUGACCGCCCAGCGUGUUGGCAACAGCAACUCCAACUCCAACGCCGCCUGGCUCCAGAAAUUGGGCGCAAUGGGCGCACUUGAUACGGAGGCCGGCUAUGGGCGAUACUAAGACAAGGCACACACAAAUACAAACAUUAACUAACACUAAACCAUACGUGACGACCCCCAAAAAUACUAGGAAUGCCAAAUUCCAUUUGAAACGCAACUGCUUUUAAUCUUUAAGCCGCUGUGGCUUCCAUCUUGAACUCUUUUUAAUCUUAAGCAAUGCCAAAUUUCAUUUGCAAUGCAACUGCUUUUAACUCUUUUUAAGUUUAAUCAAUUUAAAAAGAGUUCUUUUAUAAAAACAAACUAAAAAUUCAGGUUUCGAUCUUAAAGUCCUAUUGGAGUCCUAUUUCCAGUUCCGGUUCGGAAAGUCAAACGGUUAAUUUCGGUUAACGGGUCAGGUUCGAACCAAUUUUCAAAUGAGCAGUGCCUAAGUUUAUAGGAACAAACGCUGAUUAAUGUAAACAUUUUUACUCACAAGCGAAUUAAAUGCAAAAACAAACAAGCUGAACCCAUUUAAGCAUUUUUAAGUAAAACAAACCCGAUUUUCUAGUCAAUAUUUGUGCCUGCAAAGAGCUGCGUUUCAAAUGAGUUUUACAUGCCGGAACAAACAAACAAAAACUCAACGGUUUUAAUGAGCAAGCAACCUGAACUCAAAAGGACUUAACAGUUCCUAUAUUAGAACAAUAAUUUUUAAACUUUUACGAUUAAUCAAAAAAUAAAAAGAAAGUA
Molecule: messenger RNA, 1157 nt
Organism: Drosophila grimshawi
Lineage: Eukaryota; Metazoa; Arthropoda; Insecta; Diptera; Drosophilidae
Exons: 3
Coding region: 109-492 (127 amino acids)
Source: RefSeq, a predicted model, not a curated record